Messenger RNA from Spirodela intermedia, 936 nucleotides. The record is from the annotation of a GenBank genome assembly. Lineage: Eukaryota; Viridiplantae; Streptophyta; Magnoliopsida; Alismatales; Araceae.
AUGAGCGGCAAGAUCUUCUUCCUUCUUUUCCUUGGGGCUCUCUUUUGCAAUUCCAGUGCAAGAACGCUCAAGGAGACUGGGGAAUUGAAGGAUGAGAAGUGGUUCAAGCAUGGCGGAGGCCUAGGCGGAGGUGGGGGUUUUGGCGGUGGUUUUGGGGGAGGAGCAGGUUUCGGAGGUGGAUACGGAGGUGGCAGCGGUGUAGGAGGAGGCUACGGUGGGGGUGCAGGGGGUGGGUAUGGCGGUGGUCUAGGUGGUGGAUAUGGAGGGGGUGCAGGGGGAGGGUAUGGUGGCGGUCUCGGCGGUGGACAUGGAGGAGGUGCAGGGGGUGGGUAUGGUGGCGGUCUCGGCGGUGGACAUGGUGGGGGUGCCGGUGCUGGGUAUGGGGGUGGGGCAGGAGGUGGUGUCGGAGGUGGUGCGGGUGGUGGUUACGGAGGCGGGAUAGGUAGUGGCCAUGGAGGCGGCGCUGGCGGUGGGUAUGGAGGCGGGAUAGGUGGUGGCCAUGGAGGCGGCGCUGGCGGUGGGUAUGGAGGCGGCGCUGGUGGUGGACACGGCAGUGGUGCCGGUGGCGGGUAUGGAGGUGGUGCAGGCGGUGGGCAUGGGGGUGGUGCCGGUGGCGGGUAUGGUGGUGGUGCCGGUGGCGGACAUGGAGGUGGUGCUGGUGGCGGCUAUGGAGGCGGUGUAGGUGGUGGGCAUGGAGGUGGUGCUGGUGGUGGCUAUGGGGGCGGCGUAGGUGGCGGCGUUGGCGCUGGUGCCGGUGGUGGUUAUGGCGGUGGCGCAGGUGGCGGUGUUGGAGGAGGUGCAGGGUUGGGUGGCGGAUAUGGCGGGGGAGCUGGCGGUGGCUUCGGCAAUGGUGGCGGGUUUGGAGGCGGCGGUGGAUUUGGAGGCGGUGGGGGGAUUGGAGGUCACAAGAAGGCAGUGAGUGGCGGGUCGCCUUAA